GGAGAGGGGAGGGAGGGGGAUUUGUUUGGGUUACACCGGACUCAGCUGAGAGAGGACGCAGUACCGAGCUCGGGUGUUACGGCUGUAGAAGAUAACAGGACUGCAUGUGAGGACACCAUAACCCAGCAUGUAAUGAGAAUGCCCUCUCCCGCUGCCACCACGCAGUGAUGGAAGUCCGCUGCGGGGGGUUACUCUUCAGCUCCAAGUUUGACUCUGGAAAUUUGGAUCGGGUAGAAAAAGUUGAGCGAUUGGACGCAGAUGGCGAGGGUCAGAAUUCCAAUGGGGGCAACAGCACGGCGUUCGGUGGGUCAUCACAGAGUACGGACUAUGAGUUUAAUGUCUGGACCAAACCGGACUGUGCGGAGACGGAGUACGAGAAUGGAAACCGGUCAUGGUUCUAUUUCAGUGUACGAGGAGGCGCUCCGGGAAAGCUUAUUAAGAUAAACAUCAUGAACAUGAACAAGCAGAGUAAGCUGUAUGCACAGGGCAUGGCACCAUUCGUCCGCACUGUCCCUAUUAGAUCACGCUGGGAACGUGUCCGUGACAGACCCACCUUCCAGAUGGUGGACAACCAGUUUGUCUUGUCCUUUGCACAUCGUUUUCUGGAUUGCCGUGGAGCCACAACAUACUUUGCUUUCUGUUUUCCGUUUUCAUACGAGGAGAGCCAGGAGAUGUUGGCCGGCCUGGAUGACCGAUUCAGUGACUGCAGACUGAUGUCUCCUGGCAGCAGUUCCCCAGACUCCAUUUAUUAUCACCGUGAGCUGCUCUGCCACUCGCUGGACGGCCUCCGCGUGGACCUGCUGACCAUCAGCUCAAGUCAUGGGAUGACGGAAGAACGGGAGCCCCGGCUGGACAAGCUCUUCCCAGAUCGCUCCAAUCCACGUCCAUACCGAUAUACUGGGAAGAGGGUUUUCUUCCUGAGCAGCCGUGUUCAUCCCGGGGAGACGCCAUCCAGCUUCGUGUUCAAUGGCUUCCUGCAGUUUAUUCUGAGACAGGAUGAUCCACGGGCCGCAAUGCUGCGCCGCAUGUUUGUCUUCAAACUCAUCCCUAUGCUGAACCCUGAUGGGGUGGUCAAGGGACACUACAGGACUGAUACUCGGGGUGUCAACCUUAACCGCCAGUAUCUGAACCCUGACUUUGAACUUCACCCGUCAGUCUAUGGAGCAAAGUCUAUCCUUCUCUACCACCACGUUCAUAACCGAGUGUGUCCCACGGAUCCUGAUUGGAGGAAUUCCAUAUCUCUGUCAACUUCCAGCGUUACUUUACAGCCAAAAACCUCAAACCAUUCCCAGUCACAGCCUUCAACUGAGGUCACCUUGACCGAUAUGGAGAAAACCAACAACCUGUUGAACAGUAUGGGCAGAGAGGGUCCAUACAUCACGUCAUCUCAGGGCCUCACACCAGACACCAGCAUUGUGCCGGGGCUCCCGGACUUUAUCAGGGAAAAGGAGGAUUGGGUCUUGGGGCCGGACCUCAAGACUGAGGUGGUUGAGCAGUGUGAGAACAGUUGGUGUGGUGACCUGACCACGGAGUCUACACCUUCCAUCCCCCCUCAGGAAAGUGGCAUUGCCUUUUAUGUGGACUUACAUGGUCAUGCUUCUAAGAGAGGGUGCUUCAUGUAUGGGAAUUGCUUCUCCGAAGAGAAUGACCAGGUGGAGAACAUGCUGUACCCCAAACUCAUCUCCUUGAACUCUGCCCACUUUGAUUUCAUGGGUUGCAAUUUCUCUGAGAAGAACAUGUAUGCAAAAGACAAGAGAGAUGGCCAGUCCAAAGAGGGCAGUGGACGGGUAGCUGUGCACAAGGCCACAGGGAUUAUCCGCAGUUAUACCUUGGAGUGUAAUUACAACACGGGCCGAUGUGUAAACUCCAUCCCUGUGGCUUGCCAUGACAACGGACGAGCCACUCCACCACCUCCACCAGCAUUCCCUCCCAAGUUUACCACAGACAUAUUUGAGCAGGUGGGCCGAGCUGUGGCCAUCGCAGCAUUGGAUCUGGAGGAAAGUAACCCCUGGCCCCGUAUUAUCAUGUCCGAGUAUAACAGCCUUUCCAACCUGAGGGCCUGGGUGCUGAAACAUGUCAGGAACACCAAAACCACUACCAACGGGGGGUCAAAGAAGAAAGGAACAAAGACCCCACCAAAACCCAUCUACUCCUCGUUGUCAGAAAACAGUCUGACCAGAUCGCGGAGUUACAGCAACGGCACUACUACCAGCAGCAGCAGUCAGCAGAAUUCUCCCCCGACCAAACCCUGCCCCAGCUUCACCUUCGUCUGUUCCAGCAGCAGCCAGAGUCCACCCAAGGGCAGCCACCGAUUCCUGGGACCCGUGAGAGAAACGAGAGCUCAGGAGAAAAGGCGGCAACACCAUCAGUCAUUACUACGAGCCGCAGUCCAGAGCCCACCAAGCAGCCAUCAUACCUCCAGCUCCCAGGCACCUCAGAUCACACCACUCCUCAACCGAGGGUGCCCAAGGACUUCACUACAGAAGCCAUCUUGUUCCUUGCCGAUGUCACUCAGCAUGUCAGGCAGCGGCUUCACCGGUCUUAUCUCCAAGACAAAGCCCUCGGUACAAAUCAGGAAAGGCUCACGGGAAGGAGACAUCAGCAAGACUCGCAUCCGCCCAGACCCCGGGGCCACUCUUAUUCAGAACUUGCAGAAAAGAAGUAACAGCCAUAGCACAGAUUAUUCCAGGUCUCUGGAAAGUUUGGGUGUGCGUCCCAGCCGGAUCCCAGUCCGGAGGAAUGGGCUACUGCAUACCCAGAGCCUCGUCCAUGUCACCAAUGAGCGGGAUUCCCCCAUCCUUAGAGUGUGGAAAUACACUGCGGACCAGACCCUGAAACACUGCGCACUCACAGAUCUGGCAGCGGUGACGUCUAGUCUGACAGUGUGCUCAGUGCCACUUCUUCGCACCAAAACCGAGGAUCCUCUGUUCAUCUGUGAGCCUGGCAAAAAGAUGGGAGAGCAGAGUUUCCCGGUUGUGUCCCCAGAUGCCACUCGUCUCUCUCCUUAUCAGAGCGUUCUGUCCUUCUGCGCGGAGGGAUGAUGGGGUCCGCCUGUGGAUCUGCAGAUUUAUGGUGCUACGUGGUGAGCUAAACCACCACAACGAGAAUAGGACCAACAGCGCCCCACAGUGUUUAUAUUCCUACACUACAACUCUCCUCCCCGGUGCCCCCUCUGUUGUUGUAUGGUCACUGUGGGGUUGUAUCAUACGCACUUGAGUCACAUUGUAGUCACCCUCCGGAAUCGCUCAAGGAUCUAGUCAGUGUUUUUUAAGCUUAUUCUGGUACUGAAGGUGUUCAAUGGCCACUCCACCCAAUACUGGAAAGACAUUAAUUAAAGCAGAACUAAAUCCAUUGAUUUACCAAUUUGGCUGGUAUCAUAACUGAUCACACGUGACAACUGCAGAUCAAACAGAGGCCAAGAUGGCCGCUUUCUUGCCUAAAGGAAAUGAGGGUUUAGUUCCGCUCUAAUAAAUCAGUGCAUCCAACAGUGUUAUUAUUUCAAUUUUUGAUAAACACUGCAGAGCAUCAAUGGGCCCAUAGGCUUGUUAUCUUGCAGUGACUCCAGCAUCAAGGUAUUCUUUUCUAAGUUCCCUGGCUGCUUUUUGUGCACCUUAGAGGAGGAAAUUGGUCUCCUAUUCGGGGAAAUAUGAAAGGUGACCUUCCCCACCGAUACUUACCAUUUCUCCUGCUCUGUUCGGGAAUGGCUUGAGAGAAAUCUAUCUGUGGAUUCCCCAUCAAUAAACGGGGGUGAAUUAGGGUUGCACCGAUAACGGUUUUUGUUUUGUUUUUAUCCCAGAGUACCGAUACUUUCGGUCAAGUGCUCACCGAUACCUUUGCGGUGUGAUUUGAGCCCAUACCAAAUGAAUGGGCUUAAAUUGCACUGCACAGAAUCGCAUGCGAUUUGAACAGCAAUGUGGUGCGAUUCCGGUUGCAUGCCGCUUUCCCCAGCGCUCCGGUGUGAUCCCAGUAUAGAAAGACAAGUAAGUGCCAUCUAAGAAGAUCUGAUUUUUUUUUUAAAAAGAAGGUUAUACUAUCACA
Rana temporaria (common frog) is the source of this 4038-nucleotide messenger RNA. RefSeq names its product AGBL carboxypeptidase 5 (gene AGBL5). Gene Ontology annotation, biological process: protein deglutamylation; proteolysis. The coding region runs from base 168 to 3041 and encodes 957 amino acids. The record is from RefSeq and is a predicted model, not a curated record. NCBI's taxonomy places the organism in Eukaryota, Metazoa, Chordata, Amphibia, Anura, Ranidae. Gene Ontology annotation, molecular function: zinc ion binding; metallocarboxypeptidase activity. The transcript is spliced from 18 exons.